Daucus carota subsp. sativus is the source of this 2055-nucleotide messenger RNA. RefSeq names its product LRR receptor-like serine/threonine-protein kinase RGI5. Lineage: Eukaryota; Viridiplantae; Streptophyta; Magnoliopsida; Apiales; Apiaceae. Bases 80 to 1999 code for a protein of 639 amino acids. The transcript has a single exon. The record is from RefSeq and is a predicted model, not a curated record. Gene Ontology annotation, molecular function: protein binding.
UUUCCCACUAGGCCACUAGUGCAGGCUCAGAGCAUAAGUAGCAGCAUCCCAUUUGUCCAACUCUUUCAGCAACUAGCUAAUGGACAUAUACACAUUCAGAAAUGUCCUCAUUCUCUCCUGUCUUUUCUCUCUACCAUCCAUUUCCAAAUCUUGCAGUGCAGUAGACAAAGAAGCAUUACUAGACUUCAAACACAGGAUCACAUAUGACCCCUCAAAUCUACUCUCUACUUGGACGCCUUCCUCGGAUUGUUGCAAAUCCUGGAAGGGUGUAUCUUGUGAUUCCACUGGCAGAGUCGUGAACCUCUCUCGUUCCGGCCUCAUCGAUGACUUCAAUGAUGGCCCCCUUGACACAUUAAUGUCUGGGACUCUGUCGCCGUUCCUUGGCAACCUGUCAUCGCUCCAGCUUCUCGAUCUUAGCAACCUCAAGGAAUUAAAAGGUCACAUUCCGCCAGAGUUUGGCAAGUUGUCGCGUCUAAAACAUCUCUUUCUCAAUACAAACAAAUUGACUGGAUCAAUUCCUGCUACAUUCCGUUCCCUCUCUCGCCUUCAAAAACUCUAUCUAAAUGCGAAUUCUCUUUCAGGUAUUGUCCCUUCGGACAUUUUCAAAUCAUUUACUUCAGUUUCAGAACUUGGGCUUUCAGGGAAUAAGUUAAUUGGUCCAAUACCUUCUACCAUUGGGAAGUUAAGUCUGGUCAGGAGCCUUGAUUUCCAUGACAACUAUUUUUCGGGUAGUAUUCCAGAAACUUUUGGCAAUCUCAAAUACCUCCAAUAUGUUGAUUUCUCUGGAAAUCAAAUCACCGGAAGUAUACCAAAUUCCAUUGGUGGACUCUCAAAAUUAGAAGUAUUGUACCUCAACCAGAACAAGCUUACAGGGAAAAUUCCCUCUUCCAUAUCUGGACUUAAAUCUCUCCAGUUCUUUCGCCUUUCUGAUAACAAGCUAACUGGGAACAUCCCAGCAGCCAUUGGUCAGCUACCGAAGAUUCAGAGGCUAAUCUUCGAGAACAACCAACUCAGCGGAAAACUUCCUGACACCAUUGGACACCUCACAAAUCUGACAGAUUUCUAUUUCUCCAACAAUAGGCUUACAGGCCUUAUCCCAUCAAGUUUUGGCAAUCUUCAAAACCUUCAGGUACUGGAUUUAUCAAGGAACCGUUUUUCAGGUCCAAUCCCUCCUCAACUUCGAAACCUAAAAAAUUUACAGACCAUUGAUAUUUCCUUCAAUCCUCUCAAGCUUGUGAGUUUGCCUAUCUGGCUAUCAACACUGGAUCUACUUCAACUACACAUGGCAGGCACCGGAAUCAAAGGCCAGCUUCCGCGGUGGCUAGCUUCAUCAUCAGUAUCAACACUUGAUUUAUCAAGCAAUUCACUGACAGGAAAACUCCCUACUUGGAUUGGAAACAUGACCAACCUUUCAUUACUCAACUUAUCAAAAAAUGCCUUCCAUUCAUCAAUACCAGCAGAGUUCAAGAACUUGUCACUUCUAUAUAGUCUUGACCUUCACUCCAACAAGUUCUCUGGCAACCUAAACCAAAUUUUUACUAGAAAUGUGCAAUUCCCACGGGGCGUUUAUGAAUCCAUUGAUCUGUCUCAUAACCAGUUUAGUGGACCUAUUGAUGAGAAUAUUGGAGAGGAAGUUUCUAUGGCUAAUGUCGCGUCUCUGAUUCUAUCAAAUAACUCACUGGGAGGAUCAAUACCGAAGUCAUUGGGAAAACUAAGUGAACUUCAGGUACUAAAGCUAGUGAAUACUGGGAUCACAGGGGCAAUACCAGAGGAGAUUGGAAAUCCAAAGAGGCUGACCACAAUUAUCCUGUCAAACAACAAAUUAAAUGGCACCAUCCCGAAAAAUAUUCUGAAUUUGGAGUUUUUACAAGAAUUUGAUGUGUCUCGAAAUCGGUUAAGUGGGAUGAUUCCACAGCACAAAGCUCAUAUCCCAGUAUCUGCAUUUCUGGAUAAUCCUGGAUUAUGUGGAGCACCACUUCCUCCAUGUAAGCAGUCUUGAAGCAUCUUUAUAAGACUUCUCUGAUACUUUAAAUUUCAUAGUUCAAGUUUUGUGCC